This is a messenger RNA of Metarhizium brunneum ARSEF 3297, 1923 nucleotides long. It is a transcript of the gene Rnf216, whose product is annotated as E3 ubiquitin-protein ligase RNF216. NCBI's taxonomy places the organism in Eukaryota, Fungi, Ascomycota, Sordariomycetes, Hypocreales, Clavicipitaceae. Gene Ontology annotation, cellular component: ubiquitin ligase complex. The record is from RefSeq and is a predicted model, not a curated record. Gene Ontology annotation, molecular function: ubiquitin binding; ubiquitin-protein transferase activity. Gene Ontology annotation, biological process: proteasome-mediated ubiquitin-dependent protein catabolic process; protein linear polyubiquitination.
AUGGUGUUCAUCGGCCUUCUCUCCUCCGACAAGGCCUCGGCCAGUCGGUCGAAGCCUACCCAGGAGACCGAGUUGCUGCCAGAAUACAUCGUCGACGAAGCCCAGCUCCCGUGCGUACCUCCGGAACGGCCAAAUCUGCGAGAGCUCAACACGAGCCUUGAAGCGCUUGCCGCCGUGUUCCCCGACAUUCAAAUCGAGGUCUUUAGAGAAUUGCUGUCCAACUUUGACGGCGAGUCGAGACUGGCUUUGGUAGCAAAUGCGCUGCUCAAGAAUCGAGUCGAUUGGGUCAAGGGCAGGUGGAAGGUUGUGGACAAGCAGGAAGCUGCCGCCGCUUCACUGCCCAAGAGUGACAUGUUUCGGAGCCAAGAAUACAUACAGGCCGUGAGGACUCUGGCCGUACACGAGUUCCGCGGGCUCUCCAAGUCUACCGUCAACGCCGUGCUCGCAGAGUCCAACCACUCCUACCUGGACGCCCGAAGGACGCUGGUUACACUGUCUUCGAAAUCCUGGCGGUUUACGAUACAGUCACUCCUCUUGAGGCGGAAACCCCUGACGACGGGGGAGGCAGAGCAUCACCCCCUGGUGGUAUGGCGAUCAACCGGCCAGGGUUCCAUCACGCCCACCGUCAGGACGACUGGAAAUGCCGAGCUGGACCGCGAACUAUACGAUACACUCAUCCGGCCUCUGAAGCAAAAGAUGAAGGAUGACCGAGAAGUCAAAGACCGGAUUUUGGCUGUUUUGCUCAACAAUGAAGAGGCAGAAGCGGCAUCUGCGACGCAUGAAUGUGCCUGUUGUUUCAUCGAUUACAGUUUUGAAGAGUUUACAAGUUGCAGCAGAGACGGGCACAUGAUUUGUUACAAAUGCGUCCAAAGCUCCAUUAAGGAAGCCCUGUUCGGCCAAGGAUGGCUGAGCAAUAUCAACACCGACACCGGCACUCUGAAGUGCUUAGCAGUCGAUGGCGGCGGGUGUGCGGGCCACAUUUCAUCCGACUAUAUUCAUCGAGCAUUCAUAGAGGAAAAAUCAGGAGCAGACAUACUUCACAAGCUGGACCAACGACUGGCCGAGCACAGCCUCGUGGCAUCCAAGCUUCCGCUGAUACACUGCCCGUUCUGUAACUACGCCGAAAUCGACGACAUCUAUCUCCCCUCACGCGAAACGCGGCUACGCUUCAAACUAAGAAACCUUUACAACCUGGUCGUCAUCUCCAUUGUAAUAGGCGCCUUGAUCGUCAUCUCCCCCUUUGCGCUUGUGGUAGCGCUGAUUUGCGUCGCCGUCAGCGUAGAGCAGAACGUGUGGCGAGACAUUGGCGCGGAGUGGAACAAGGCCGUCCACAGGCACUGCCGGCGGCGCCGCGGCCUUCGAUUCUCGUGCCAGAACCCGAAAUGCGCCAGAGUCUCCUGCCUGUCGUGCCACAAGGCGUGGACCGACAUCCACGUCUGCAACGAGUCGUCCCUCCUGGCGCUUCGAACGCAGGUCGAGCAAGCCAUGAGCAUGGCCAUCAAGCGCGUGUGCCCGCGCUGCAACACGUCCUUUGUCAAAAACGCGGGCUGUAACAAGCUUACCUGCCCGUGCGGAUACAAGAUGUGCUACGUGUGCCGCGCCGACUUGAGCGACGAGGGAUACCGCCAUUUCUGCGACCACUUCCGUCCGGAUGGCGACCCGCGGCCCUGCACGCAAUGCGACAGGUGCAACCUCUGGGAGUCGGAGGACAUCGACACAGUCCUACGGGAGGCCCGUGAGGUGGCCGAGAAGAAGUGGCGGGAGACGGAGAAGCGGGAACUGUCUGGCGCCGAAAUGGCGUAUCUCGAGACGGGUGUGGCAUCAAGGAACGCCAACUCGAGAAUCGACCAGCUAUUGACCAAUGGGACCUCCCCGACUUUGUCUGACUUUCUUGAUCUUCUUGUCGAAGCGAUUUACUUUUGA